Messenger RNA from Cydia pomonella (codling moth), 2190 nucleotides. Its product is annotated as WD repeat-containing protein 13-like. Gene Ontology annotation, cellular component: nucleus. The record is from RefSeq and is a predicted model, not a curated record. Bases 169 to 1467 code for a protein of 432 amino acids. Gene Ontology annotation, molecular function: protein binding; promoter-specific chromatin binding. Lineage: Eukaryota; Metazoa; Arthropoda; Insecta; Lepidoptera; Tortricidae. The transcript is spliced from 11 exons.
CCGUCAAAAGAACAGAAAUGUCAUUAUUUACUGUGUUGUGUUCCUGAUUUCGAUUUGUUUUCAUUUAUUUUUACGACUUAUUUAGGAAGUAAAACGUUAUAUUAUCUCUAUGAAUUAAAAAAAUGGUUAUAUCACAUUAUAGAAAACAAUUAAAAUAAAGUAAUAAACAUGGCGGCAGCCUUUCAACAACAAAUAUUUGCUUUAGACGCUCGCUUCAAUGCUUACAGGGCUCCGAAUAAUCCCAACUUCAAAACCUUGUACAUACGACGACGCAGCCAAUUGCUGAGGGAGAAUGCUAAAUUCAAAGACAUAGAGACCAUAAAGAAGUACCUGCACGUCCGGAGCCAGCUGCUGCAGCGCCGCUAUGGUGUCCAAGACAAUAUAUCAAUCAGCUCAGCUUCCUCACGCCAAAGAUCUAGCAGUAAGGCAAGUCUGGCACUUGAUGACUUCCCUCAGAGCUCCAACAACAAAAAGAAAAAUGAAAUGUCGAUAUCAGAGAACUAUGCAUUCACUGGAGUACACCAUAUUUUUGACCAGCACUCUGAGCAAGUGAGUGUAGUGAAGUUUGCCAACAACGACCGUUCAAAACUGGCGUGCGCGUCACACGACGGGUCCGUCUCCAUCUGCGACGUGACGGCGUCCCCGCCGCGCGUCAGCUUCGUGCUGGAGGGACACACGCAGCCCGUCACAGGCUGCGACUGGUCGGCGUCCAACGAGCUGGUGGUGUCGGUGGGGCUGGACGGGCUGCUGGUGGUGUGGGACGUGGCGCGGCGCGCGCGCCUGCGCGCCGUGCAGGACCAGAUGCGCGCGCCGCUGCUGGCAGUCGCGUUUCAGCCCGCCAAUAACAAUAUGGUCAUUGCAGGCAACGCGAAGGGGAUGGUGGAAGUGUUGAACGUGUCCACAGGAAUAUACCCGAGAGGCGGGAGCAGCAUUCUGGGCGGGCGAGUACUUUCGAUAGCCUGCGAAUCGAGCGGGCGAAUGUUUUGGGCUGCUAACGACAAGGGCGUGAUAGUGAGCUACCGCCUGGAGGGCGCCGGGGGAGCGCUGAGCAAGCUGCGCCGCUGCUGCGUGGACGGCGCCGUGUCCUGCCUCAGCUGGAGCCCCUGGCUGGCGCGCCAUCCCGCGCUGCUCGCCAGCGCGGCCACCGACACGCUCUACCUGUUCCGGAUCGCGGAUCGCGACGGCACCCUGGCUCUGAAGAAGCGAUUCUCCACCAUGCACCGCGAGCACAGCGUCAAGUCGACCUUCUGUCCCAUCAUGUCGUUCCGGCGCGGCGUGUGCGUGGUGACGGGGAGCGAAGAUGCCACCGUCUACUUUCUGGAUAUCGAGGGGACUUCCAACCAGCCCGUGGUUAAUAAGUUGCAAGGACACGCGUCUCCGGUGCUGGGCGUCAGCUUCAGCUACGACGAGAGCCUGCUGGCCACCAGCGACGCCUCCGGCCUCGUCAUCAUCUGGCGGCGACCAUGACUUCAUACUACAGUGCUCGAGUCCCCAACGGUGUCCCACCACCAACAAUAACCGAGGAGAUAUGAUUGAUGACAGAUGCAACGAAGUGACGUGAUCAUUUCCAUACACUUACUUAAGUUUCGUUUGACUCAAGCCAAGUGCUUUCUAUAAACGAUCAAGCACUUGGCUAGGUUCCCUGUGACAUUCGGAAACCCAUUCAAUCGUUUACCUUCUUCUCGUGCAAUAAAUUCCAAAUUCUACUUUUUCACCAAUGUCACCUGUGGUUGUGGUUACCGAUCUCUCCCACAGUUUCUAAACCAAGCAGAGCUAUUUCAUGGCAACACUAUACUCGUUGCGAAUUAUAUUUGUUCCAGAAACCGAAAUUAACAAUGUUUGAAAAUGUAACGGAACUAAAUAUCACUAUGAACAUAUUAUAAACCAAGUCCCUCGCCGUGUGUCUCUCUGUCUGUAUGUCCGCGAUAAACUCGAAAACGACUGAACAAAUUUUCAUGCGGUUUUCACCUAUCAAUAGGGUUUUAUGUAACCCGUGCGAAGCCGGGGCGGGUCGCUAGUUGUACUUAAUGCUUAUGAUGACUUUAUACAUCUGUAACUAAAACUAUAUAUUUAACAUUCCUGAUUGAUUAUAUAGAAAUUGAAUCUCAAAAAUGUAUUAAUUGGGUUGACAUUAUUUAAUGUAGUUAUAUAAGAUAAGAUGUAUUGAUUUAAAUAAAAGGCUUAUAUUGA